Amaranthus tricolor (Joseph's coat) is the source of this 463-nucleotide messenger RNA. RefSeq names its product monothiol glutaredoxin-S6-like. Lineage: Eukaryota; Viridiplantae; Streptophyta; Magnoliopsida; Caryophyllales; Amaranthaceae. The record is from RefSeq and is a predicted model, not a curated record. The coding region runs from base 57 to 377 and encodes 106 amino acids. The transcript has a single exon.
UCUAAAUUUGGUUGCAUUUCAGCCCUUUUCAUCAUCUUUCUUAAACAACAAUAACAAUGGAGGUUGUCAAGGCUUUGGUACAAGAAAGGGCAGUCGUUAUUUUCAGUAAGACUAGCUGCCCUGUAAGCCACUCAAUGAGACAGCUAAUAAGUGGAUUUGGCGCGAAUCCUACAGUUUAUGAACUUGAUCAAAUGCCUAAUGGACGCGACAUUGAGAAAGUUCUUCAGAUGAUGGGUCGCAAGCCAAGCGUACCAUCCAUCUUCAUAGGUGGAAAUUUCGUAGGUGGGGCUAAUGAUGUGAUCAGUCUUCAAGUGCAAGGCAGACUUGUACAGAUGCUCAUGGAUUCAGGUGCUAUUUGGGUCUGGAAUAGGACUUAACUAAUUGUUUCACGGGAUCAUCAUCAGCUGUUAAAAUGUAGGAUGAGCAAAUUAAGGUCCAAAUACUAUUUUUGUGAGGACAUAAA